This is a messenger RNA of Protopterus annectens (West African lungfish), 1753 nucleotides long. RefSeq names its product N-terminal Xaa-Pro-Lys N-methyltransferase 2 (gene NTMT2). The transcript has 4 exons. Gene Ontology annotation, cellular component: cytoplasm. The record is from RefSeq and is a predicted model, not a curated record. Gene Ontology annotation, molecular function: N-terminal protein N-methyltransferase activity. NCBI's taxonomy places the organism in Eukaryota, Metazoa, Chordata, Ceratodontiformes, Protopteridae. The coding region runs from base 112 to 948 and encodes 278 amino acids. Gene Ontology annotation, biological process: N-terminal protein amino acid methylation.
CACACGCUGUUAUAUUUUGAGCAAGUGCCAAGCAAGCCUUUUCUGAGACAGAGACCCAGAGAGCAUAAGCCAUUCCAUUAACUCACUUAUAUCUUCCAAAACUUGAUUAAAAUGGAGUAUAUAGGAGCCCAUCUAGCUUUUAAAUCUCGCUGGGAGAAGACAGAUGAAGAGAUGUGUCGACACAGUAUGUCAUUCAUUCUGCACAAUGCUAUCAGAACUGAUUUCUUUGCAAGUUACUUAUAUCUGCUGGAACAGAUUCCCUUAGUUAAGCUGUAUGCUCUGACCAGUGAAGUUAUUGAUGGUGAAAUGCAGUUCUAUGCUCGAGCAAAAGACUUCUACAAAGACAUUGAAGCCUCUGAUGAUGGCAUGAUGGGAGGGUUCACUGAACUUUCUGAUGUGGACAUCAAAAGCUCUCAGAAGUUUCUGGCAAAGUUAAUAGAGGGUCCAUGCAAAGUUGGCACUGAAUUUGUCCUUGACUGUGGUUCUGGAAUCGGAAGAGUCAGCAAGAGUGUCCUCCUGCCAAUAUUCAGUAAUGUUGAGCUGGUGGACAUGAUGGAACACUUCCUUGUGGAAGGUCAGUCAUACCUGGAGGAUGAAGGAGAGAAGAUUGAAGCUUUCUAUUGUUACAGCUUGCAGGACUUCACGCCAGAAUUCAGAAAGUAUGACAUCAUCUGGAUUCAGUGGGUUACAGGUCAUCUGACAGACAAACAUCUACUUGAAUUUCUAAUCCAUUGCAAAUGUGCUUUGAGGGAGAAUGGAGUGAUUGUCAUUAAGGAUAACGUGGCCCGUCAUGGCUGCCGACUGGAUCCUGUGGAUAGCUCUGUAAUUAGGGACAUCAACAUUCUCCACACAAUUAUCCGGAAGAGUGGAAUGGAUGUUCUUUAUGCAGAAAAGCAGAAGGGCUUCCCAGAGGUUUGUGUCCCUGUCUGGAUGCUGGCCGUGCAGUAGCCAUUGGAUGCAAUGACGGUUUCUGAAUGUACACUACAGUACCUUAAAUGUGUCACCAAGUGGUUCAUCUCUGUGCUUGCCAAAUAGGCAUCCAAAAUUCAGCCUAAAGGGAAUCUUCUGGAUUAACUAUAAAAUCAUAUAUCUACUAACUCAGAAACAAAACAGACUUGGAACAGUUAUUGUUACUAACAAACUGAUUCAGAGAAACCCUAUUUUAAAAGGUAGUGCAGUCGGCAAGGGCAUUGGAUUUCCACUGAGAGACUAUACUAGAAAUAUUUGCAGGAGAGUUACUUUCUCACAUUAAAUUCUUUCAGUGGGAUCCCAAAUUCUCCAAUCAUUUUUCAAAACACUGGAAAAUAUGUAAUCAAAAUAAUUCCAUUAUUUUCCAAGUUUACCGUUUUAUUUAGUCACUUGAUGUGUAGUGCAAAUCUGUUGUCAAGUACUUGUAACUAAAAAUAUACAUGUGAGCUUAAAGUAUACCUUUUCAUAUUUUGUUGACAAACAGUAUAAUGAGAUGAUGUGCAUACAUAGAUCAUGAAAAAUCAGCAAGGACUAUAAAUAUAUUAAUGACGGAACUAUUUAAUUAUUUAACUUUAGUACUGUAUCCAUGUCUGGAAAUGUUCUCUUAGGCUCUCCUUCUAUGUCAUUGCCUUCCUGUCUGUCUUUUUAUUAUUGCAAAUCAACAAUGUAAUAGAAAAAUGUUGAUUAUACAUUUGAGAAUUCCUUUAACUAUGAUAUCUAUCUCCAGUAAGGCAAACAUUAAACUUGUCAUCCCUGUUAGUUUUUGGCCAUUCUGCCAUUUUAC